AUGACGUCUGAUUCGUAUAUAUGCGCAUUUUUCAGGAAUCAAUUUGACAGCGUGGGGCAUUCUGGGAGAUCAGGUCCGAUACAAACUUACCGUGUCCCGAGAACGGGUCGGUACAGAAUCGAGGCUGGUGGCGCACGUGGUGGUACGCACAGUCCAAGUUAUGGUAGUCACCCCGGCACGUACUACGGUGGUAAAGGCGCCAUCAUGUCGGGCCUCUUCACCCUCUAAAGCGGCAUCGAGCUGAAGAGUGGACAGAGCACCACACUUACAGCAGCACAGCUAGGAAAAUCAGUGGAGGAUAAUGCAGGCACAGGGGGAGGGGGUGGGUCGUUUGUGUAUACAAGCGGUAGAAGGCUGUUAGUAGCAGCCGGUGGGGGAGGGGGUGCGUCAAGUGGGUACAAUGGAAUGGAUGGUCAGUCAGGUGAAAGUGGAACUAGGAGCUCUGGGACAAAUUAUGGCAGAACUCGCGCAGGAGGGACAGGGGGCAAUCCAGGGGAGUGUAACAGUGCUGGAAGUAGCUAUCAUGGGGGAGUGGGUGCGGGUUGGAAUGGUGCGGGUUGUGCAAGGCUUGGGUCGCAACACGGAGAGCGAGGGGGGUCUAUAGCGGAGGGAUGGGUAGGGGGGAGGGCUGGGGGCAUGAAUAGUGGCUACAAUGGUGGCCCUGCCCCGGGUGCCGUGGGGGGAUUUGGUGGAGGGGGUGGAGGAUCCGAAGAUAACGGUGCCUCAGGGGGUGGUGGUGGGUAUUCAGGAGGUGGUAGUGGUACGUACGCGGAACAAGCCGGUGGGGGAGGGGGUUCGUAUUGUGGAGGAAGUAGCUGUAGUGGUGUUACAGGCGGUAAUUCAAACGAUUACGGUUUUGUAAAAAUCACAUACAUUGGUGUUUAAGGUUACCGAGGUGGUACCGAGUGAUACUUCAUGUAACUUACAACUAUAUGCAGCCAUCUAAUACAAAAAGACUAUUCAAGCUAUAAACACAAGAACAGUUUAACAGUAUAAUAGGGGUUCCACACGAAAAGUUAAGAAUUAAUUGAAAUUAUUGUAUGACUUUCAGCAAGAGCCGAUAGAUAAUGUUCAAGUUACGUUAGCAAAAUUGUAACUCAAGGUCCCAUAGGACCCGUGGCUAUGUUGUCAAAAAUAAAUAAGAUAAUAGGG
Molecule: messenger RNA, 1152 nt
Organism: Nematostella vectensis (starlet sea anemone)
Lineage: Eukaryota; Metazoa; Cnidaria; Anthozoa; Actiniaria; Edwardsiidae
Product: glycine-rich cell wall structural protein 1.8-like
Source: RefSeq, a predicted model, not a curated record